Messenger RNA from Linum trigynum, 3066 nucleotides. Lineage: Eukaryota; Viridiplantae; Streptophyta; Magnoliopsida; Malpighiales; Linaceae. The record is from the annotation of a GenBank genome assembly.
UUCCAAAAUCCAAACCCUAAGCUAGUUGAUAGUCAGAUUCCGUUAAAGAAUUUAUGGCAUAUAUUUUUUUUUAUAAAAUAAAAGGAAAAAGGAGAGGCGGAGGGCUGAUUGGGCCCAGAUUCCAGAAAAAAGGCGUGGCCCACGAACCCACCAAAAACACCACAGCCCACGGACAACCGUGGGUGAAGUGAGCUGAACCAUAUCCGAUUCCAUCGUCAUGUGGGCCCAUUUUAAUUUAAUUUCCCUUUUAUUAUCUUCCCCCCUUCCUUUGAAUGGUCGGUGGUGGCCCUUUGUCAGAGUGACUGACUCGUAAAUUUCCCAGCGUUGACCGUCAACCCUACGCGCUCUCUCUCUCUCUCUUCAUCUCCGCCACCCACCACCUGUCAGCUCCUCAUUGGACCUCCCUCGCCUAUCAAACCCUCCCUCUCUUUCCACGCCUUUUUAUUAACCGCCUCCUCGAGCUUCUUGUUCUCUCCCCGCAUUUCUUUUUCACUUUCCUUCUCCGUCGUCUUCGUUCCGCAUCCAUCUUCCCUUCCGCCCCCGCUCCUACUGGUAAGCCCUAGCUUCUUAACGAAUCCCUCAAGGUCAUUUGUCUGGUGAUUGAUUAUAGUUCAUUUUCUUGUGUGUGUCGGAUCUCGAUUCCUUGAUUUCCCCUCCCGAGAUCUGUAGUUUUUCUUAUCAUCGUGUGACUGGCCGAGUGUUCCUUUCCGCUGCUUGAUUACGGCUGGUAAAGGUUCCGUCGUUUUAAUGGCUGUGUUGAUCUUCUUUGUCUCGCGGGAUCUGAUUGCUUGCUGUUGAGUUGUUUUUUGGUUGUGGGGACUGGGUAGGCGUUGACUUGGUCUUUUCCUGAAUUUUGAUUCUUGAUCUGUUAGAUUGGGGUUGGGAGAAGAUAAUAGUACCAAGGGUAGAACGUAAUUGUUGAUGCCAGAUUGGGGGUUUCUGAUGAUCCUGAAAUUGCAUCUUACAAUGCUGUGGUUGCUUCCCCUGGUUGGUUGUGUGCCUUUGCUUGCAACUGUUUGGAGUCACUAUAAUGGCUGAUUGGGAGUAGUGGUGGGUUUCAUGACUCAUGUGUUUAUGCGAAAGGGGCAAGAACAAGUUGCUUUAUAAAUUGUCUUUUCCAUUGAUUGCUGUGAUUGAUGGAAAUGUGUGUUAUUUAGUGCAUCAAAAGCAUUAGGCAGCAUAGUUUCGAAUUUCGAUAAAUCGGGUAAGAAAUAAGCACCAGGGGAGGUGUAAAGAUACCCCCUCUUGCUGCUUGGUGUGGCUUUGUCAGGUCAGGUUUUUCAAUUUGUGUAGGGUAAAGCAGAAUGGAUGUGGUGUGUCCUAAUGUUUUGUGUGUUUCUGUGUUGUUAAGCGAUAGAUGUUUUGGAUUUAAUCGUUAUAUAUAUUAGACGGGAUCUUGGAAUCGGUUACUGUCUCAUUCUUCUUAAUGGUGCUUGUUUGUAAUCAUUUGGGCAGGUUUUACUUUUUAGAUUAAGAGAAGAUGUCAGGUGAAGCAUCCCGCGAGGAGAAUGUCUACAUGGCCAAGUUGGCCGAGCAGGCUGAACGCUAUGAGGAAAUGGUGGAGUUCAUGGAGAAAGUUGCAAAGACAGUUGAUGUUGAGGAGCUGACUGUGGAGGAAAGGAACUUGCUUUCUGUGGCUUAUAAGAAUGUGAUUGGGGCAAGAAGAGCUUCAUGGAGGAUCAUUUCUUCAAUUGAGCAGAAAGAAGAGAGCAGGGGAAACGAGGACCACGUGUCUAUUAUCAAGGAUUACAGGUCCAAGAUUGAAACCGAGUUGAGCAAGAUCUGUGAUGGCAUCCUGAACCUUCUUGAGACGCAUCUCAUUCCCUCUGCCUCAGCUGCCGAGUCUAAGGUGUUUUACCUCAAAAUGAAGGGUGAUUACCACAGGUAUCUUGCUGAGUUUAAGACUGGUGCUGAGAGAAAGGAAGCCGCAGAGAGCACCCUGGUGGCUUAUAAGUCUGCACAGGAUAUUGCACUUGCUGAUUUGGCUCCUACCCACCCGAUCCGUCUGGGACUGGCACUGAACUUCUCUGUUUUCUACUAUGAGAUCCUUAACUCACCUGAUCGUGCCUGCAACCUUGCCAAACAGGCUUUUGAUGAGGCCAUCUCUGAGCUGGACACAUUAGGUGAAGAGUCAUACAAGGACAGCACUUUGAUCAUGCAACUUCUCCGUGACAACUUGACACUGUGGACUUCUGAUAUCACGGACGAUGCUGGGGAUGAGAUCAAGGAAGCAUCAACGAAGCGUGAAUCGGGAGAAGGGCAGCAAUAGUCCCUUUCAUUCCUAGGAUGAUGAUGUGUCUACUCUCUUCUCUGUGCUAUUAUCGUUUGAUGUCGUACCGCGAAUUCCAUGAUAUGGGGGUACUGUAGUAUCUGAUCUGAUGAUAUGAAUUCAAUCUAUGCUUUGCUUCCUCUAGUGUGGCCAGCCGGCACUUAGGGUUUCAAUCUCAAAUUUAUUGUCAAAAGCUUCUGGUAGUCGGGUUGAGAUAGCGUGGAUGAUGUCAGCUUUUUAAUGGUAUGCAUUUGAUCUUCUUUACCCUUCUUCCACUUUUGAGGUUGAAUUCAAUUCGACAGCUGAAGUUUGAUGGUGUAUGAAUAAAGUAUUAUCUUCCUUCGGAAAGAGGCUGAUAGACUGUCAUGGUUGCUGAUAUAACAGGGACAAAAUCCCCAGUCACGUCCCAUAGGUAGCGACGUGUUUUAGGAACAAAUUUAGGUACAAAACUUAACAGCAGGCCUAGAAAAGACCGAACAUAGAACUGCACAACCUAUUUAAAACCAAACCAAAUCGUGUAGUUCGGUUCCAAGGCCAAUCUUAUCCUUGCCAUGAUUCCAAUGCUUGGGGCCAAAAUCAGAUGACUUUGGCAUGUAAGGCAAAUGUGAUCUGUGAUGUAUAUUAGUCUGUCUAGUGAUGAACCUUUUUUGUUUUGUUUUGUGAUGGAAGGCAAUGAUUUGUGUUGUUAUACUUAUCUAAUGCCAAUUGGUCUGACCUGUGAUGUAAAUUCUGUUUUGGUAUGUUGUAAGUAGGAUUAAUCAGUUAUCUAACACCGAUAAUCAAUUAUAAUUAUAAGU